AAAUCCAAAUUGCCCCCUUCCGGUAUCAUACCUUUUUCUGGCAUUAUAAAUUUGCCCUUGUCCAAAAUUUGGGUCGUUCCGCAAUCUGGUUAUCCGGUUUCCCUUCCCACUACCAGCGACAGCGAAGAACGGUUUGAACUUGAACGUGCUUGCGGUCACAGUAGAAGGAAAUCUCUCAACUCUGGAAUUAGAACGUCCAAAAUUGCCGCUCGUGCACCGCUGCCGAAGUGGAAAUCAGGUCGUCCGCCUUCGCCAAGGGAAUAUACCUUAAUAGUUUUCUCGUCUCUCCUAACUUGGUAUCUAUCGGCAUUCGAAACCCUAAUUCAUCACCGGUGUUCGUAUCAAAGAUAGAUUUUAGGGUUUCUGAAAGGCCUCAAUUUGAAGUCCUGUCUGUUAUUACGCCAACUUUUCUGCAGGUUAGAUGCUAGACGUGAUCUAUUGAGUUUGUUAGCUUAUAUUUCAAGUAGAAAAGACGUUGGCAAGUAUUAUGGGAUCUUCUGUGGUGACACCUGAAGAUGUUUUGGAGUCGCUAAUGAAUGAUGGUACAAUCGACGCUCUCAGGUUGAAAAUAAUUAAUCAGCUCAAAGCUAAUGAGGAGCUAAAGAAUAACACAAUUACAAUGGUGGAACAGAGUAAGGUUCUCAACACUCCUGGUGCAGAGAAACAGACGAAGAGGGAGCUAUUUGAUGCACUCCGACGUGAACUUGAAGGUCCGGUGCUUGAGAAAGCCUCUAAAUCAGUUUGGGAGCUGAUUCUGGAUAAUGAUGGACUAGGGAAGGAAAUUAGUGAAACAGUUGAAAGAGUUUUUUGCCGAUUAAGUGGCAGGGAACCUCCGUUAUUUCCUCCCAACAGUGAAACCCAGACAGAGAAAGAGAAAGAGAAAGAAAAUUCAGAUUUGUCAUCAAAGAAAAGGAGCUUUGCUGAGAUGCAGGGAGGAUCAAAUGAAGUUGUGGAAGCAUCCAACAAUCCGGUAUCAAAGCUCUCUGUUGCAGUGCUGCCUUCUGAUGCAAAGACAUGAUUCUUCUGAGAAGCUCGACUAUCACUAUCUAGUUUUUAUUUCCAGAAGUAGCCAAGUUCGACUAUCUAGUUUUUGUUUCCAGAAAUAACCAAGUUCAGGGCCUUAAAGUAGAUAUGUAAAAUUGAAUGCUGAAGUUUGAAUCGUCAAAAUCCAAUUUAAUUAAUGUUAAUGGAUAUUUAAAUAUCCUAUGCUGUUGCCUGUUGCAUCCCUUA
Molecule: messenger RNA, 1230 nt
Organism: Nelumbo nucifera (sacred lotus)
Lineage: Eukaryota; Viridiplantae; Streptophyta; Magnoliopsida; Proteales; Nelumbonaceae
Product: antigenic heat-stable protein
Source: RefSeq, a predicted model, not a curated record